GCGGUUUUCCAAUACGAAAGUACUUUUUACCAUGAGUAGCCUAGAAAGUGCCCAGGUGGAACAAGUAAAUCAGAAUGUGUAGCAGAGAGUCUUUAUCCAGACGGUGUGUGCUGGUCAAAAAAGUUCCAGAGGAGUUCAUAUACCAAUGUAUCUACAAUAUUCGUGGUGUUGAAAAGUGUCAACGCCAUAAUGAACUCAGUAUUGGCAAUGGAGAAGAAACGUUGAUUGUUUUGUUUAGAAGCGAAGAAGAUGCAGAAAAUCUGUUAAAGAAAGGUUAUGUUACUUUAGAUUCGAGUGGAAAAAUGUUUGAUCUUCCGGUUGUAGGCUGUUCAGAAUUCUUCAUUCCAAAUGAUUGGAUAUAUCCAUUCCAUAAACUUGAUUUAUCAUUUAUCAACACAAUGGAAGACAGUAUACGUAUGAAGAGUGUAGGGCUAAUGGAGGAAGGCAAGAAGAUUGAUUGUGAUAACACGAAUGUCAAAGUGGGAAAAGAAAAAGAAGACAAGCUAGAGGAUAUAGAGAGCCAAGACAUAUACAUUCCUAAGUUUACCAUUCCAUCUAUAACAUCUCCUUAUAAUAGUACUGUGGCACAAGUGGCGGUGUUGUCUGCAGAAAAUUUCCAAAGGGAAGAAAUAAAAGAUUUGGAGAAACAGCAAAGGAGGGAGAGUUAUGUAAAAAAGGAGAAACUAUGCACAGAGAGUCCAAGACCCUCUGUAGGUAGAUCAGAGGAAAGGACACAUGGACACGAAGAAGAAGAAACUGAUGAGGAAACAUCAUUUGACACAGUGAGAGUAAGAUUAAGGAAGCCACUGUCACAGGGUGCCAUAGAAAACUAUUUUGAGAACAGGAGAAAGUCUGGGGGAGGAGAUAUUGAGUCAUUUGAAGUCAUCAAGGAAGAGGAUGAACAAAUACUAGAAGCUUUGAUCACAUUCAGACAAUCCAGUGAUGCCAAGUCCUGCUUACAGAGGAGGCAUAAAAUAGGUGGACAUAAUUUAACAGUGGAAAAAUAUGAUUUAAACGACCCUGAAAUGUGGGAGAUGAAUAAAGUGCUGGUGAAAAACCUCUUCCCAGGGACAACUGAUGACACACUGAUGAAUUAUUUGGAGCCAGCUGCUGGAGUGGAUCCAAUAGAGGUGGUCCGAGGGUCAAAACCUGAUACAGUGAUUGUAGUGUUUGAGGAGAAACCAGAUUUUUCCAAGAUGUCAAAACGCUGCAAUUCUAGAAAACUCAAUGGCAAGUCAUUGUUCAUACAAAUGGUGGAGAAAUGUAGAUCAGUGUAUGCUCAAGACAUUGAUGAAAGCUUCACGUAUGACACAGUGGAGAAUUUCUUCUGUAACAAGAAAAGGAGUGGAGGUGGCGAGGUGGAGGAGUUGGAUUACCAUCCAGAAGACGGAUACUGUGUGGUCCUGUUUGAAAAUCCAGAAGAUGCUGAGAAUGUGGCAUCAAGAGAGAAAUUUACAAUGAAUGGAAAAGAAAUAAAAGUACAAAUGUUGUAUUCUCAACUAGGUUUGCCAGAGCAACCAAUUAAUUGGGCAGACUUGCCCUCCAUUAUCUUUCCAUGUGAAAAACACUUUAUAAAGUUUGUCAAGAAUUGUGAGGUGGUAGCCAAGGAAAUUGACAAUACAAUGCAGCAGAAGUUUGUAAAAGUUGAAUGGCCGAAAUCAAAAUCAGAUUUUAAUGUGAAACUGCUUUGCUCAGUAACCAAAGAGGUGGAAAAUGCUAGAGGUAAUCUAAAAAAAUGGAAAGAAGAAGCCGAGAAAAGCAUGAAAAGCUUGGUGGGCAAGUAUUCAGUCCAAAAACACUCGAUUUCACCUGAAUCUUGGGGGAAUUUUCUGGACAAGUUAAACAUGCUAAAUAUUGAUCACCCGGAAAAAGUAGCUGUUUCAUUAGAAGCCAAACAACAUGUAGUUGUUGUAGUUGGAUUAGAGGAAAAUACAGAGGCUCUGACACGAAAAAUCCUAGAUAUUGUGAAAGCAGAGGAAUUGAAAAUAAAAACUCAGAAAGAGAAAAUUGAGAAAAAUGUUCCUUUAGAUUUUCACAAAUGCCAGCAACUUUUGAAUACAGAUUAUCAAAGAAUGAUUAAUGAUUUUCCAGAUGUGGAAAUAAAGAUUGGUAAAAAAGGAGUAAACUUUACAGGAAAGCCCAACGACGUGAAUGAAGCCAUAAUUAAAAUGCAUGAAUAUUUGAUAAAUACAAAAUCUAAAAGCAUAUUUCAAGGGAUAAAUGAAGGUUUUAAAACAAAGGAAGUAAGGAAGUUUCUCGCAAAGAAUCAAAAAGGAGGCGGGGACCAAGAUGUUUAA
Molecule: messenger RNA, 2297 nt
Organism: Saccostrea cuccullata (small rock oyster)
Lineage: Eukaryota; Metazoa; Mollusca; Bivalvia; Ostreida; Ostreidae
Exons: 11
Coding region: 75-2297 (740 amino acids)
Molecular function (GO): RNA binding
Source: RefSeq, a predicted model, not a curated record